Serinus canaria (Common canary) is the source of this 9992-nucleotide messenger RNA. RefSeq names its product regulator of G protein signaling 6 (gene RGS6). Gene Ontology annotation, molecular function: GTPase activator activity. The coding region runs from base 72 to 1745 and encodes 557 amino acids. Lineage: Eukaryota; Metazoa; Chordata; Aves; Passeriformes; Fringillidae. Gene Ontology annotation, biological process: G protein-coupled receptor signaling pathway; regulation of G protein-coupled receptor signaling pathway; intracellular signal transduction. The record is from RefSeq and is a predicted model, not a curated record. The transcript has 17 exons.
UGCUCCAUUGCAGCCUGGAGUGAUGCUGACUUUUGCUCCUGUCCUUGCAGUCUGAGCGACGAGAGGCAAACAUGGCCCAAGCACCCACUGAUCCGAGUAGUGGGGAAACUGCUGACCCAGAGGAGAGUUCUCCAAACAUGAUAGUCUACAGAAAGAUUGAAGACAUUGUUACGAGAAUGCAAGAUGACAAAACAGGCGGAGUUCCCAUCCGCACUGUCAAGAGCUUUCUGUCCAAAAUCCCCAGCGUGGUCACCGGUUCUGAUAUUGUGCAGUGGCUUAUGAAGAACCUCAGCAUUGAGGAUGCAGGGGAAGCAAUACACUUGGGAAGUCUUAUUGCUGCACAGGGUUACAUCUUUCCCAUCUCAGACCAUGUCCUUACCCUCAAGGAUGACGGGACAUUCUAUCGUUUUCAGGCACCAUACUUUUGGCCUUCAAACUGCUGGGAACCAGAAAACACAGAUUACGCCAUCUAUCUUUGCAAACGGACCAUGCAGAACAAAGCUAGGCUGGAGCUGGCGGAUUAUGAAGCCGAAAACUUAGCAAGACUUCAGAGAGCAUUUGCAAGGAAGUGGGAAUUCAUCUUCAUGCAAGCAGAGGCCCAAGUGAAAAUCGACAGGAAAAAGGAUAAAACAGAAAGAAAGAUUUUGGACAGCCAGGAAAGAGCAUUCUGGGAUGUGCACAGGCCUGUGCCAGGCUGUGUGAACACCACAGAAAUGGACAUUAGAAAAUGUCGCCGUAUGAAAAACCCACAAAAAGUGAAAAAGUCAGUGUACGGGGUCACAGAGGAGUCUCAGCCCCAAAGCCCCGUACACCUGCCCUCCCAACCGGUGCGCAAAACAACAAAAGAGGAUUUCCGGAAGCAGAUAACUUUUCUGAACAUGCAGAUAGAGAGACAUUGUUUAAAGAUGUCCAAAGUAGCAGAAAGUUUAAUAGCCUACACAGAGCAGUAUGUGGAAUAUGACCCCUUCAUAACUCCUGCUGAGCCUUCCAAUCCCUGGAUAAGUGAUGAUGCAGCACUGUGGGACAUUGAAAUGAGCAAAGAACCUAGUCAGCAGCGUGUGAAAAGAUGGGGUUUUUCCAUGGAUGAGGUGCUGAAGGACCCAGUAGGACGAGACCAGUUCCUUCGUUUCCUGGAAUCAGAAUUCAGCUCAGAAAACCUCAGGUUUUGGUUGGCAGUCCAAGAUCUCAAGAAACGACCUUUACAGGAUGUGACCACGAGAGUGGAAGAAAUCUGGCAAGAGUUUCUAGCUCCUGGGGCCCAAAGUGCUAUUAACCUGGAUUCCCACAGCUAUGAGAAAACAAGCCAAAAUGUCAAAGACCCAGGGAGAUAUACAUAUGAAGAUGCACAGGAGCACAUUUACAAGCUGAUGAAGAGUGACAGCUACGCACGCUUUCUGCGUUCGAACGCUUACCAGGACUUACUGCUGGCAAAGAAGAAGCCAGAGAAUGAGCAAGGUCGUAGAACUUCUCUAGAAAAGUUCACUCGCAGCAUGAGCAGGAGAAGCAGGGAGAAGGAGCAGGACCAGAGGCAGAUACUGCAAGUGGAUUGGAGUAGCAAGGACACUGGGCAGGACAGGUUGUGUUUUGAGCUGCAUCAAAAGCACCGUGACCAACAGGUUGUGAAAGGGGAUUCUGCCCAUCUACUCUGCUCUUGUGAGACCCUCACCUGGAGCAUUGCGUCCAGCUCUGGAGUCCCCAGGACAGGAAAGAUAUCAACUGAAUCCAGAGGAGGACCACAAAGUUGAUUAGAGGAAUAGCGUACCUCUUCUGCAAGGAAAGGUUGAGAAGAUUUGGUUUGUUCAGUCUGAAAAGUGAAGACUUGGGGGUUAUUUAGCUGUGGCCAUCCAGUACUUCAAAGGAACCUACAAGAAAGACGAGAGGUACUUUUUACAAGAGCACAUUAUGACUGGACAAGGGCGAAUGAAUUCAAACUAAAACAGAGUAGGUUUAGAUUGAUGUUAGGAAAAUAUCUUUACUGUGAGGAUGGCAAGGCACUGGAACAGGCUGCCCAGAGAAUCUGCAGAUGUUCCAUCCCAGGAGGUGUUCAAGGACAGCUCUGAGCAAACUAGCCUAAUAAACGGUAUCCCUGCCUGUGACAAGGAGGCUGGAACUACAUGAUCUUUAAGGUUCCCACCCAAAACAUUCUUUGAGUCUAUGACAUUCUUGCAUCUGUGUGUGUAUACAUAUAUGUAUGUAUAUUUAUUUGUACACUGCGCACACACACAGAGCAUAUAAAUAUAGCACCUUUGUAAAUCCUGAGAGAAACAGGAAGCUGUGCAGGUAAGUGUGAGCUGCUGUACAGCAAAUAAGCUGAGAGCAGUUCUUCCUGACACUGCUGUGCUACUGCACAAGCAAACCCAAAUGUAAGAUACAAGGCUUUGUAAUACAUCCACUGGCAGACUUCCUGGGGAAUGUAUUUAUAUAGCUAAUGCAUAUGCACACAUUUAAAAUAUGUUGAUACAAAAUAUAUCACUAUGCCCAUCUGCAUAUUUACUACUUUCUAAGAGUCUGCCAGGGAGAGGAGCAGGAUAGAUUUUUUAAUUUUUUUUUUUUAAACAAACUAUGCAGAAAUAUUUACAUCGAGUGGUAAAUUCUACUCCCAGAUUUGCCAAGUACGUGGAAGAGUAACUCUCACUUUACUAGACUGGCUGGGUUUAUAGUUGCACAGCCAAGGAUGGAUUUUUCUCUUGCAUUUGAUUUGAAGGGUAACUUGACAAGCUAAGUUUGGGAUGCUAUGAUUAGAAUGUAAGUAGCUGUAAAGAAAAUUGUAGUAGAUUGGUCGGCACUUGAGUUCAUUUUUGUCUUACUGGCUAGCAUGCUGUAAAUAUUUUUUUUUUAUUUCUCUUAAUACAGAUAUAAAAUCUGAUCUUCUGAUGGCAUGGUAGUUACCAGAUCUAGGAAGAGUCUGAAUUUUUUAUACUUUGCAUUAUGGCAGUUUGGCAUUGCCAUUGCCAGAUGAGAAAAUAGUCACUAUAUUGAGAUGUCAUAAUGUCCUCAGAGGACAGUAUUACCAGUGAGAACUUUAUGGCAUAUUCAGGGGACUGAAUUAAGAUGAAGUUAAUUCUGGAUGCUCUAGCUCUCCAAUAUGCACUGCAGCUCCCUGACUGUGUAGGAGUGGAGUAGUUCAGCAGUCCAUACUUCCAGAGCUCCACUGUGCUUUGUGAUUGCUCAUUACAGGAUCACAUAUUCAAGCUGGCCCUGCACAGGCAUGAUGAAGUUAAGAGUAUGCUUAAGGUUUGGCUGGAACAGACCCCCAGUUUGUCUCUCUUCAAGGGAGGAGCACUGAGCCUAUUUUGCAAGCAGAUUAAUAUGAAGUCACAUUUCCAGUGAUGGCUGUAAGAGAAAUCUUAAAACCAGUAAGGGCUAAAAGUUUAUUUGCCUUAAGAAGCCAUAAUUGAAGUGAAAUCUUCUCCCAGAUUGCCUGAACUAUUGAUUGCCUGUGGAUCUGGGCCACCUCCAGACUGUGCUUCUCUGGCACUGGGAGGGCCAGUAGACCCCAGGGAAAAUUUUCAGAUUUGGCUGUAGCAUGUGACCCAGGAUUUUAGGAAAUCACAGAAUCACAGAAUAGUUACAGUUGGAAGGGACCUCUGGAGAUCACCUAGUCCAAUUCUCCUGGCAAGGCAGGGUCACCUAGAGCAAGUUACACAGAAAUGUGUCCAGGUGGAUUUGGACUGUCUCCAAAGGGAGACUCCAUGGCCUCCUUGGGCAGCCUGUUCCAGUGCUCUGAUACACUCAAUGUAAAGAAGUUUAUGGGACAUAAGUCUGCCAAGCCAAUCUCUAACCCAGCCCUCUAUGUCCAAGGAGAAGUCUCCCUUUCUCCACCCUUCCUCUCUUACUUCCAAAGUCUGGGAUUCCCAACUUCAGCACUAAAAACUGAGACAUUCAGUAACUAGGCCUUCUCUGUGUCUUCUGUCACCAGGACAUGCAUCUGAUUCAGCAGCAGCUCUACAUUUUCCCAGAUUUUCCUUUUGCUGCUGUGUACUUUAGGAAACCCUUCCUAUUGUCCUUCAUAUCCCUUGCUAGACUUAAUUCCCAAUAGGCUUUGGCCUUCUUUGUCACAUCCCCACAUGCUCUUACUGUUCCUUCAGUCCUCCCACACAGACAGUUCCUUUUUCCACAUCCCAGAAUCUGUUUUAGAUUUAUUAGAAGCUCCCUGCUCAUCCAAAAGGGUCUCCUGCCCCCUUUGCUUGUUUUCUUGCUCAUGGCGAUACCCUGGUCUUGAGCUUAGAAAAAGUGAUGCUUGAAUAUUGACUAGCUCCCUUGGACCCCCUUUCUUCUAGAGCCCUUCCUUUUAAGUCAUUGUACUCAAAUCUGGGGAACUUCGGGGAACACUGCAGGUGGCAUGGAGCCAGAGCAGGAGCAUGGAGGAAGAGGUUCAUGAUCCUUUCCUUGCUGAAAAUACUGUACUUACAGUGUUCCUUGUCAUAUCAGAGAAAGCUGACUUGUAGCCAGAAGACCAAACAUGUCCAGCAUCUUAGACAGGGAGUCUUCACCUGAGUGAAAAAAAUCAGACUUUCUAAGCUUGCCUUUUCUGGUUUCUUGGGUCUCACCAUCUCUUGAUUGACAAAGACAGGAAGAAAUGCAACAUUUCAGAAAGAGAAACAAAAGAUAAACAGUAAAGUUUUGUGUUGACAAACUGCAAAGAGUAUUGCAGGCUUUUUGUCUCACUUGAGUUAAGCCCAACCCGUGAAAAAUCUUACUGUGCUCCUAAACUGGUCUCCUACACUGGGUGGAAAGCUGUACACCUGGUUUUGGGAGCACAGACUUGGAGCAAGUGGAAGUUGUUUUACACACAGGGCUCCUGCUUAUUUCAGUCAUAACUCAGGAGUCAGGGAUUAGCUCCAGACCAUCUGACAUACUUUGGCAAGACACCAUGAAGUUCUGCUAGGCAACCAGAGGCUUUCCACCUUCACAUGAAUCAAUGGGGAAUAAGAAAGAACAGGGCUUUACAUGAUUUUUUAAAUACCAGUCUUCAACUCCUUCAAGACCCACUGUCUUGUCUUCCUUGGCUCGAUACUUUUGACCAAGAGAAGGGCAUCUCAUGACUAAUGAAUGCACUGAGUUUUUGCACCAAAUCUUUCUGAAAGCCACAUGCUAUCUGGUCCAUAUUAAGCAUGACACUAGGAGCAAGAUUUUGACAGGGCAAUUUUCACUGUGGUGAUGGUUCACCUUUUACUUCCAGGUCCUUACAAAGUAUCAGCUGACACCUUAGUGCAGUAGCCAAGAGGGGGUUGUGCCCACUGUGGUCAGAUCCUUCUGUAUCAAAGGGCAUAGUUUGCAGUGCCUGUCUGGAUUCCCCUUGGAGCGAGGGAACAUCCGUCUGAUCCAGCCCCCAACUAGCCAGGCACCCUCAGCCUCUUCAACUUACCUGACAGAAGUCUGAAGCUGCGAUGUCCAUGUGUUUCAUGGUUUCAUGGCAGCUUUGUGGUCCCUGGACCAAACAUGGUCAUCAGUCAUCUGGUGAGCAUCAAAGGUGGUGGAGUAUGCAUGGUGGAGCAGCAGAACCAUGCUCACUACGGGGCACAUGCUGCCCAGCAUGCUGGAGCAGAGGGGUGGCAGAUGUCAUUUCUCCUCUCUUCACAUUUUGAAAAGCCCUCCAAAAUACAUAGGCAGCACAGUGGUAGCAUAAACAUGACAGUGACUGGCCCAUUUGGCCCUAUGUCAGGCUCCCAUGCUCUGGGAAUCACAGAUAUAAAGCUAGGCUGGCUCUUCACGCUCUCCAGGGUGCCCUAGGGAAUGGUCGAUAUCCUGGAGCUGCAGAGCUGACAGUCUAUUGCUUGGGAGCACUUACAAAUCCAUCUCGUUUCAAAAAGGAUGGCAUUGCACAUGGUGGCAGGUUUAUCUUAUUACAAUUUUCCUUUUGAAUACAACAAGGAUUGACAUUAUGAAAGCAGAGUUAGCAUGUCUUCUCUCCCAAGUGAAGAUAAAUGGCAUCAUAAAAAUCAGACACCAUGUAUCACAUAUGUUAUAAAUAAUAUCUAGUAUUGAGGUAAUAACUUAAUUUUAAAGACACACAUACACACAAAUCCAUAUAUCUACAUCUCUCUCUUCUGUCAUAUUUCAUCAUCUCACUAAUUAAAAGGAGCCUGCUAUACUAUUUUUAGCCCUGCAGCCUCAGCCUAGCUGCUUAAACCACUGUAGUUUCCCAUCUGCUUUAGAAAUUAUUUAAUAAUCAGAUAGACAGAAGCUUAGUUCUCAUAAGCUGAGAUGAUCCUUCAGGGCCAAGUGUAGAAGGAAAAUAUAUUUUAAUGAGUACAUUUAGGGGAACUACUGCUGCUUUUUGUCUCACAAAGGAAGCCACCAAGUCUCUGCCUAACUUGUGCUGGUAGCCAUUUGCAUUUAAUAAAGGAGGAAAUAGGAGGGGGGUCCUUUGUUGCAUCUUGAGCAUUAUCUCUGAAAGCAGCAAUGGGUGCUUCAGCAAUAACAGGGAUUAAACCUAUGGAUAACAGCCUCAGCAGGUAACUUGGAUAAGCCUGGGCCAUCAUACCCAAACUUGAAUCCUAAAAUGGCUAUAUUCCAGGGAAGGAAUUUUCCCUGGAAUAAAACAGGUGUUAAAAUUUCUGACUCAGUGUCCAGGUGGUGACUCGGUGCCGAGACCUCUGGAUUUUAUUCCCAACUGAUAUUUCUUUAAGAAAAAAGGCACACCCACAUGAACAACUUUUUAGAGGAUAAGAGUUCUCAGUCUUUGUGCUUUAAAGGACAAGAGAGUGAUCAUAGCAAUGAUCUAUUCUUUAGGCAGAAUUUUUGCAAAUUCUGUCUGAGCUGACGGAUGUGGGACACUGUUAGGCGUUACGUUUCUGGACUGGAAAAGGUCUUUACCUGAAGAAGGCAAAGCAUCUCUUGUGUAAAUUCAAUGCAGUGUUGAAAGAAAAUAAGGUGAAGGAUGAGAUGGUCUGUGUUCGAGCUGUGUGGGAAGUAGGCUGUAGAUUAAGGAUGUAAGAAUAAGGGUUUUCAAAUGACUCUUCUUCAAAGAAUCCUGGACAUUUUGGAUGGAACAUUUUGUACAGCACAUCAAUGAAGAUUGAAGAUUGUCUCAGUUCCCAGGCACAGGUUAACAACUGGGCCAGUCUGCCAUCGACAGACUGGCCCAGCUUCAUUAACCAUAGCAUAGGAAGAAGAAGAGGCUGGGAAGCAGGACCUGCUGUCAUCCUUGUGUUAGCAGCAACCAGUCUAGUGGUUUUGUAUUUUCACCCAGAAGCAUUGUAGGCAAAGUCCCAUGUGACAUCCUUAAUGGCUGUGGAGCUAGGGCUCCACCUGGGUUUCUCAAGCAAGGAUAACUUUUCCAGAAACAAGAAUGACUGGUGAUCUUGUAUUCAAUGUAUUUAUCAUGCUCAGUGCCCAAGAUGCUUUUUGUCUGGAGCCUAAAAUGCCCUCCUCCUUCUUGCAGUGAUGCAAACUGACAUUAGCAUAGAAGCAUUUCCUUUGCUUUAGUUUUCUGGUAUCUUUUGGUAAUUUUAUAUCGAACAAUUCUUGUUUCAGAAUGUAAAUGCAUCCUAUUUCAGUGCCCAGAGAAAUCCACAGUUGCAUAUUUAAUUCCAGUUCCAUAUGUAUCUGCUCUCUUGCAUUAUAUAGCUGUGAAAGUUUUAGUUUCUACCCUGAUUGCCUGGCUAUUCAUUCCUUAAUGUUCUCAGCUGUCUCCCAGCUCCAUGUUGUCACUUUUGUUUUUCCCUGCUGCUGCUUCUCCAUCUUCCUGACCCUGAGCUUCAUCCCUUGGCCACUGCUACUCAUGCUCUUUUUUAUGUCUUCUUGGUUUACAUACUGUUGGAUCAGAGUCCAAGUCAAACUCAGUCCUAUUCUUAAUUCAUGAGUGUGGUGUCACACAUGUGAAAUGUGUUGAUGGAAUCUUAUCUUUCUCAGGUGAACUGUGUGAUGUUUUGCACAGCUGUGUCACUGUGAUGUAUUAUAAAUAGUAACCAUGAAAGCAGUGAAGAAGGUGUAAGGCUGGAGAAAGAAUUGCUGCCCAGUGUCAUCUUUUUAACUAGUUCCUUGAUAAUCUCAUAAAGCUGUAAUAUAUUUACCACUUCUCCCACUUUUUCACUUUUUCCAGCCCUACCAGCUUGCAUAAAUAGACCACACCAUUUGAGAAUAUCGAAAGUAUUCACAACCUCCAAUAAAGACAAAGGUUUAAGCCAUCACUGGUAGAGAAUAGUGGUUGAAAAGUGGAAAGUAUGAAAAAUGAUACACUGAGAUGCUGGUGAAGUGGCUAUCAGAAUAGACAGCAAGAAGGGAAGGGAUACAGGAGUGGAUUCCAAAGUGUUUUAGAUUUGUCUUCAAGAAAAGAUAUCUGGGAAAAGGGUUAUUUUAUCUUUGGAAGGUAUUUUACUUUAAAAGAAAAUGUGCUCACUUGACUACUCCAAUCAUUACGCUGGCUUGUGCUGAGAAAAGGAAUUUGCAUUACUGAGGUGGUGGGAAGCAUCAGAAUGUACCCAAAGCACAAAGAGGCUGCAGCCCGUGUUUGCAGCCUGUCCUGUGAUUGUUCCCUUGGUGUGAGAGCCAGCCAGAGUGCACAGCUGAGGCCGCAGAGGGCUGCAUGCAUGGCCUGCAUGGCACAUGCACUGACUCGCCGCUGCAGGCAGGGAUGUACCACACCUGCUCUGGGUAUUGUCAUGGUACCUUACCUGGUUUGGCUGGGGGUAAGUUGCGUGUGUCACCUGUACACUGCACAGUCUGCUCUAGAUACAGGGGCUCCUUUAAGGGGUAAGUAUUCCUUGUUUCUAGUUGAUGAUUUUUCCUUCACUUCCUAAAAGCACUGCUGUCUAGUGCUGCUGGCACAGGAUGGCAGCUUCCUUUUGCCCUUGCAAGGGCAAAGUGGGUGAGUGAUCUUUGUGCAUACCAUUUGUGAAAGUGCUUGGGGACCCUUCUGGAUGAAAGGCACUAUACAGAGUUCAAACACUCCCACUAGUAAUUUGCUGUAUUUUAUUUGAGCCACACACAAACCCUGGAAGACAAAAGCUGGUACCUUCUCUCUACAACAGGUCUAGCUGCAGAUACUAAACCAUGACUUUAGCAAGGUGUUUGGGAGGGAGGGUGUGCUUAGCCCAUGCUGUGAUUUCAGCCAAGUUUAUUUUGAUACUUCAGAGAGAUUUGAUAUUUCAGAGGUGCAUCCAUUUUCCUCUGUACAAGACAUUUACAUAUCUGGUUCCCAGUCAUGCUGAAAGCUGUCAAACAAGCUGAGUCCUUUGCACAGAAUCCCACCCUACCCUAGAGGCAGACCAGCAACAUCCAGUUAGGGCAUUGCUGAAGUGGCUUGAAAAAGCAGUCUGCUACACCAUUGUGUACUGGCUGCAGUGAUCCAUCUGCUUCUCUGUCUUCCUGGGUUUGUGUCAAAGGGAGGAAAACAUGCUGAAUUUGCAGUCCAUAGACGGGUCUUCAACCAAUGCCAAAACUGGUUCACUCUCAGCUACAAGGAGCCCAGACUGUACCACAAAAAAAGAGGAUCUUACUUGUGGUGCUGAUGGGAUGGUAGAGGAGGGCUGCAGCUAUUAUGAAGCUGUGCUAGGAGUGGGUGAAUACACAGAUCCUGGUUUGUCACAUAUGCAGUGGUGUACUGGUUUUUCUCCAAGCAAAGUGCAAUGCCUCAUUUAGGAAGCGUAAGAAAUCCUCACAACUGAAAAUGGGAAUAGAUUAUACUGGUUUUAAUUGGACUGAAGCUCUGAACUGUUCCCAUAAGAGAUAUGAGCUAGAAGAGCAAAAAAGCAGUAUCAAAUGUGGGAAUGUAACCCAUGGUGGUCGCGCUUCACUGUGAUGGGCAGGAAUGGCAAGAAGCUCAGGUAAGUUGUCAGUCAAGCCUUAGAAGAGGAGUGGGGCCCACUCUGCAGGAAUUUGGGAGUAACUCAUGAGACUGUGCUGGCAAGAACAGGUGAGCAUUCUGCAUGCUGGGAGCAUCUGGCCCCAUCUUACCCUCUACAGCCGCUUUGCAGCUCCAGUUUUCAGUUUGUGUCAGUGUGUAAUUGGUGGUAUUGUCCACCACAUUUUGUGUGUUAAUUUAAUGU